Messenger RNA from Anopheles stephensi (Asian malaria mosquito), 5232 nucleotides. Its product is annotated as serine-rich adhesin for platelets-like. Gene Ontology annotation, molecular function: protein binding. The transcript has 8 exons. Bases 1106 to 4765 code for a protein of 1219 amino acids. The record is from RefSeq and is a predicted model, not a curated record. Lineage: Eukaryota; Metazoa; Arthropoda; Insecta; Diptera; Culicidae.
CGGCUGUGCCUUCGAGGGCACACAUCACCUGUUCGGUCCGGCAGUGUCGCGGUAGUUAAAAAAACAACAACACCAACGAACGACGAACCACGGUAGGGUGGAACAACACAGUAUCACCCUACCCACACACACACAUAUACACACCACGCAUUUCGCCCUUGGUGCACAUAGGGAGUCGACAAAAAAAGGCAGAAUUAAGCCAUAUUUGACCGGCGUGCAGUAUUAGCAUUAGUGCGAGUGUCAGUGUGUUUUUCUGUGUGUUUACUUUUUUGUGUGCUUUCUUUGUUAUUGUGCCACACGGCAACCACGAUACCCACCCAAAAACACGCGCAUUUCGGUGACGACUAAGACGACCGAUUACUGCCCCGCCGAACAUCUUCUACCGAACGUCCCAUCGGUUGGUAUUUUAACUAUUUUAGCAGUUGGCGGUCCCUUUUUGCUGUUGUUUUGCGUGGUGGCCUGGCGUACGGUUGCAGUGCCUUUGCUUUAUCACAUUUCGGUUCGAUUCGCGCGAAUGUCUCGACACGCGGAUUACGCGGGCGAAGGUUUAUUUUUUCUCGCACCCAACCGAAUAGAUCUAAGCUCCCUGACUCGCCGGGCAGAAGUGAAAUAAGAUUUCAGUGAAUUUCGGUUACGGUUGGGAGGUUGUGCGCGUGAAUUUCCACACCACAGUGAUUAGAAACGGCUGGUGACGGUGGCUGCGGCUGGUGUGAAAAUUGAUCUAGUGAAGCUUAUCGGAAGGGCUUAACGUGUGUGCGGGAUUUAGUGAUUUUAUUCUACGCUUCCCUCUCCCUACGGCUUGCUUGCCCUAGAAUUGUGGUGUGUGUGCAAAUUUGCUAUAGCAAGCGAAGAUUCCUCGAAGUGACACGCGGUGGGUGUUGGUGGUUUUUGUACAGAAAAUAAGAGCUUACUUCUACUCUGCGAACGGUGCCCGCCCGGAAUCGUUGCUGCUACAUUGCAACACUGAGCAAAAAGAUUUCUCUCCAUCCAACCGAUGGCCAAACGGAUCGUGCUCGGCUAAGCUGAUUUCACUGUGGUUCACAUUCCACCCGGUGAUCGAUUUUGAUCUCCGAAAAAGAUAGAAACCUAUUGCCUCCAUUAUAACAUGCGCUUGUUUAAGGCCAAAAAACUGCUCGAAGGACCGCAAGUGUUGACUCGUGGUGCUGGUGCUUCCCCGGCCGAGACAACCAACGGUGCCACCUAUAAUGACAUUAUCGUUCUGGCCGGAUCCGGAACACCUCAAUCAGCCACCAAAUUUGAACCCGAUCUACCCUCACUGAUAAACGAAGAGGUUUCGACCGGGACAGAACCACACGCCGCACCGGAUGCAAGCGCCACUCCUGCACCGGUCUCGAACGCAUUUGUACCGCCCGACUGCAAUCAGCAUCUCACCGAACCACCGGUGGUGGCACCGAUGGCCCCGAUACCGCACGCCGAUUCGACCGAUAACGUGGUUUGCAGCAUUAAUAACGCUUCAUCAGCCGAGUCUCCGCACGUACGCAAUCAAGGUGUUGAGGCUCGACUGAUGCGUGAACAUCUGCGACCGAGAACUCCACCGCCCGGUUCGCAGCUGGGUCAUGGCCAGCCGAAUGCAACGAUCGGCCGCAACGGAAUCGGUACGCUCGCCGGCUUUCGGAUGGUGACCGCCGUACCGGCGAUGGUUCUCGAGGACGAUCCGCCCCUGAGGGCCGCCAAGGAGAGCAAGAACGUAUUCACAUGGGGCCGCAAAAUGGGCAAAAAGUUCGAUCUACUUCGUCGCGGUAGCGAUGCACACAAACUAGCCGGUCCCGGCAGUGUCGCACUCGUCUCAGUAGCUCCCCCAGUAGUGCCACCGUCAUCCGCGUCCACCACCUCGAUGUCUCCGAUCAGUACGGCAGCGUCCAUCUCGUCCUCCUCGGAACCGUGCAUCAGUUCGAUCUGCGGUGACCAGGAGCGAAAAGGAAAGUCCACUGCCCCGCUGAAGGCAUACCAAAGUCAGCGUUCCACGAACGGGUCCACCAACGGGCACGAUCCGCUGGUGAAGCUCAACUCGGAACGUUCUUCGGGCACGUUCCGGAACUUUUUCUACCGGAUGGGAUCUACCGGCAUGCUUAACCACAAGUCUAACCACUAUCAGAAGCAGCAGUUCCUGCAGCAGCAGCAACAGCAGCAGCAGCAACAGCAGCAGCAGCAACACCAGCAACAACAGAACCAGCAACAAUCUCACCAACUACUGCAGCACAUGUCUCUCGCGCAGACGCAAGCGGACCUGAGCAAGAUGGAUCAUCAGCAGAUGCUUUAUCGCAGUAGUUCGACCAGUCAGCUUAAUACCUCCUCUUACGUCAAGUGUGACGAUCCUACCGACGGUAUCAAUCUAGCCAAUGGGCACACAAAGACAUCCGUCGGCGGUUCGUCCUCAUCGUCGCAGCUCCAUCUGACGGGUUUGCGAGACGACAACACGAACGGAGCCGGAAGUGGAACUGGAGCUAGCCAAGAAACGGGCCCGCCCGGGACGCCCUGUACAACCGCCACCAAAUCUUCCAGCUGUGACGACAUUGCACGGGUUGGUCAGCAAUCAAGCCCAGCGGAGGGUGCUCUCUCGAAGAAGAACCACUUCCCAUACGCAUUCCUGCGCUCGAAGCUUUCUGUGCUUCCGGAAGAGAACGGCGGUUCGGUUAUUAACUACAGCCGCAUCAAGGAGAACCUGCUCCGUACGGGGAAUCGAGGCUCUAUUGUGAGCCUCCGGUCAGAUCUCGACAGUGUGUCCAUUACCGACUCACAGCUCAACAUCUCGGGUGAAAGUGGUAGCGAUGUGUUCCUGCCGACUGCCACGGACAACAAGUCCAUUGGGACGAGUAGCGAUGUGGGCAUCAUGUCGCGUAAUAACUCCAUCAAGACACUGACCGACACGGAGCAUAGCUUCGUGAUGAACUAUCAGCGACUGAGCAGCUGUUUGAGUAGCAACGAGUCAGGGUACGAUAGUGAUGGACGCCACGCAGAGGACAAGAUCGAUGACGCUAGCAAUGCGUCACUCAACAGUAGUGUGAGUUCCUCUCACCAUCACCACCAUCAUCAUCAGCAGCAGCUCUCUGGAGCGCUUUCGACGUCCUUCAAUGGAGGUGAUGCGUACGUGGACGCGAUCCGAACGAAGGACCAAUCGUACGUUUUCGGUAGCCGGAGGCGUCUAUCGUCGUCCUCUUCGUCGAUCGUUUCCGGUGCUGGACCGGGCGGUGGGUUUGACUGUGGCACGAUACGCCGCCGGUUCCGGCAGAUCAAGCUGGUCAAGCAGCAGGGAGACGAAACGAUCGGUAUCGAGCUGACACCGCAAACCAUCGGGCUGGAUGAGGGCGAGUGUGAGACGCGCUAUCUGGUCACCGAGAUCGAUCCGGAAGGGAUUGCUUACAAGGAUGGCCGAUUGCGCAUCGGCGACGAGAUUGUGAACGUAAACGGGCAUCAUUUACGUGGCCUGCAGUCUCCCAGCACUGUCCACCGUAUCCUGUCGACAUUUGUCAACAAUGUCGUAGAUCUUGUCAUUGCACAUGACGAGUUAACUACGUUCAGCUCUGACGCCAAUCGAAAGAUUAAGAUCGAUUCCCGGCCAAUCGGCGGUGCCACCGGUGGUCCCUCCGGUGCGAUCUCGAUCAACUCCUCCGACGGAUCGUCGGCGUCCUCGUCAUCGUCGUCCUCACCGACGACCCGCGCAUCCAAGUCGUCCGUAACGGCGGUCGGUGGCGCUGGGGGCCAACCGGCGAAACCAUUCCCGCUGACACCGAUCUACGCACCGUCCGACUAUGUGCCGGUGUACGCGAACCGCAUCUCGAUCUCGAACACGAUCUGCGACGAUGAAAAGUGGCAAAUGAUUAGCAAGCAGCGGUGUGAAGCGUUGGCCAAGAACGGGUACUCCCAGAUACUCGGCUCGAAGCGGCUCAUCAAGGAUAGUGAUGAGGAGAUGAACGUGCAGAAUGGUGGGCCAUCGAGCCAACCGAAGCAUCUCAUCGAUUCGAACGAGACGGGACUUUACUCGCUCUACCGGCCUGUGUCACACGGCAGCAUCAACCAAUCGAUACGUCACCUGACGAGCAGUGGCGAGACGAACGGUUCCCGAGCUUCCAUCGCCGAGGGAGGCCAUCCGACCGUGCUGGUGCAGGUAAUCUCUGACACGAUUCGCCGUAACGUCCCGAUCGGUUCCUCCCGGCAAGCGCAGCUCGAAGGCUACCGAGGGACGAAGGCACCGAAAAGUGAGGAAGACAUCCCGCGCUCGGUACAGCGAAUACGACUCAAAUCGGAUGAUGCAGAUCUGGAGGGUAAGCCCGAUGGGAGUGCUCCGUUGCAGCGCUCCAAGACGGAGAAUAACAUUAGCGGUACGCGUGAGGAUUUGGACUGCUCACUGGAUGGGUCAAAGUUUGAAGCCGGCGUACGGAUAUUGAUCAACGAGGAGGGAUCAUCUUACAUCGAGGGAAUACACAAGUGUACCUAUCUUACUGUCACCUUCUACAAGGGAACUGGGAUGAAAUCGCUCGGAUUUAGUAUUGUUGGUGGCCGUGACUCGCCGCGCGGUAACAUGGGCAUCUACGUGAAGACCGUCUUUCCGAGCGGACAGGCUGCGCUCGAUGGAACGUUAAUGGCAGGAGAUGAAAUUCUAUCCAUCAACGACGUCGCCGUGCAGGGUAUGAGCCACUGCGAAACGAUAGCACUGUUCAAGAACGUCAAGGAAGGACCGGUUGUGCUGAAGCUGGCCCGAAGAAGGUACCAUCGGGCAAAGUCAGUGGAUAAUCUACCGAACUGAGCGACCGAGCGAGCGAGCUCGCGCAUCCAACCCCAAGAAGCGAUUUCAACCGACCGACUAUUAUUAUUUAUUCCACCCACGAAACCUCUCCUCCCCCACGGACACGUUUCAAUUCUAGUCACCAGUUCUUGUUAUAGUGCUUUGGUGUGGACCGUGCUGCCGGACACAAAACGCGUGGCGUUUUAUUUUAUUAAUUUCCCUCAGACGAGAGUACUGAGCGACCUAUUCUUUAAGAUUUCAGCUACAGAGCAAGGCAAAAACAUACUACAAGCUAUUCCAAAAAACUACGACGAUAGAAAGAGAGGACGGAGCUUCUUCGUACAGCACACCGGCAUACUAAUUCGCACGGCACACGUACUCCCAUGAUGGCUACCGAACAGUGGCCGCAAAGUGAGAUACGCGCAAGAUGGAAGCACGCACUGUCUCGCGCUCAUCGAACUCGUAUUUGCUCCGAAUCGGAUUCCGUU